AUGCCGUUCCAUGACGGCGUCGUGUACAUACGCACACCGACGAGUGAUGCGGAGCGCGUUCCUCGUCGCUAUGCGAAAAGCCACAGAUCCGUCGACGAACGAGUGGCGUUGUCCACCCCAUCGUCGCCUUCGUCAUCGGUGGCUGGAUCAGCGCCAUCAGCGGCUUCAGCGCCGGCGCCAGCUAUUCCUGCAGCUCUUUCUUACAUGCAGAGCUCUGCCAACGCUGCGAGUGAUACACAUAUGAUGCCUUCAGUGGCGUCCACAUCAAACAUCUCGUCUCUCGCAGGUAAGAUGCCGACGUCUGAAUCCAUGGCAUUCUCAGAUUUGUACAGGCACUCCGAGUUACCGAGCACUCCCACAUCACCAGUGCCGGCAUCUAUGAUGACACCAGCGGCUAGCGCAGAAAUGACAGGAAUGUUGUCAUCCACAGGAACUUCGCAGAGGUGGGCAUCAGACGAUCCUCACGACAUGCACAAAGCUUCUUCGCCCUCCAAGAUACCACACUUGCGCAUUCACGCAUCAGACGAAAAUGCGGCAGAUGCCGAUAUGGCUUUUCCAACCUUGACGCCAUCGUCAUCCACUCGUUCGAUGCGAGGAAUGGAUUCAUUGAUACCCAUGUGGUCUGCGGACGGGUCCACAAAGCUAGAGUCACCUGGUUCGCGCAUUAUCCGCGUACCGCAGCGUGGUGUCACAACAAAUGAGUCGAUGGAUUCUAUGCGUUCGGUGCCUGCAACGUCGACGUCGAAGCCAUUCAGCGUAGCGGCGAAUCGCGUCGCGGGGACCAUUUCUCGUCUUACACGCCUGCGAAAUCGGCAACAACCACGAGUACCGCCUGACGUAGAGGCAAGCACACGGCCUGCUGUUGCCACUGAUACUGCCGAUCAUAUUCAUAACUCGCAGCCACUUGCACUCGAGGGAAAGGAAGUGCCUCGCAGAUACACGUCGCGUGACGGGGCAGAUCGAAUACCGCCAUGGAUGCCUUCAAGUCCUAGUGGGAACACGUCAAUCCGAGCACAGGCGUCGCCCGAUGCACAGUUUCGCCGGUAUGAAAUGAUCGGACGUGGCUCGUACGGCGCCGUGUACCGUGGCUUGCAUGUGCCGAGCAACAAAGUCGUGGCACUCAAAGUCAUUGAUCUUGACACGCCCGACUUUGAUGUAUCCGAGAUAUGGCAUGAAGUAGCCCUACUGAGUCAAAUUCGACAUACGCAGCCCAAGAACAUUGUACAGUAUUGGGGCUGCUGGCUGAAUGGGCCGACACUGUGCAUUGCAAUGGAUUAUUACGAAGGAGGCAGUAUCCGGACACUCAUGAAGGCAGGACCCAUCGCGGAGCGGUUUGCGGCUGUGGUGACGCGUGAAGUACUUGUGGCACUGAGCUACAUUCAUUCGGUCGGCAUCAUUCACCGCGACCUGAAGGCGGCAAAUCUAUUGGUGACACGAACUGGCCAAGUGAUGCUGUGUGACUUUGGUGUUGCUGCAUCGUUUGUGCAAGGCAGUGCUCGGGGAAAACGGUCAACGUUUGUUGGCACGCCGUACUGGAUGGCACCUGAAGUUAUCCUAGAGGGCAAGUCGUACGACUAUAAAGCUGACAUAUGGAGUCUUGGCAUCACUGUGUACGAAAUGGUCACCGGCAAUCCGCCAUACUCUCAGCAUGACCUGCACCAAGCCAUCACGCUGAUUCCCAAGAACCAGCCCCCGCGCCUGCCUGACAAUGGGCAGUACUCACCCCUGCUGCAAGAGUUUGUGGCCGCCUGCCUAGAUGCAGAGCCCCGUGAUCGACUUUCCGCUGAUGAACUCGCACGUAUGCGUUGGAUGAAAGCCCAUGCUAAAGUACCUGUUAGUGUUCUCACAGAGCUUCUGGUCCAGUACAAUAAAUGGACACAAGCUGGUGGCAUUCGCCAAAGUCUACUUCCUCCUAUCCAGACGGAUGUGCGCCCGAAUGUUGACGAGUCACCCCAACCAGAGUGGCAGUUCGAUUCUGAAACGCCCUCUGACACGGCGCCAUCGCUUCCUGAAGCCGAGACACCCACAGAAACUCCUACCGACCAUCCACUGUACCGACUCUUUGAGGCCACGCACGACUCCGACGAUCCUACGACACGCUCUACAUCUCGUACAGUCAACACAAUCACAUCCACACCGAAGAAUGCGCUCGCCACUGUCAAGGCUGUGAAACAUCCGCCGCCACUGUCGCAACCUCUUUCUGUGCCGGAGUCGCAGUCGUAUCCACAGCUCACGCAGUUGCCGUUGCCGUCACAUCUGCAUCCAUAUCCAACGUCACAUCCACCAUCCCCAUCUCAGAUGCAGUCGCAGUCGCAGUCGCAGCCACCACUACCAUCAUUAUCAUCAUCGUCAGUGUCUGUAUCGUCACCUCCGCGGACCAACGCACGACCUGCCGGCGCAGGCUUUUCGGGCUCCGGCAGUACGCCUUUCCGAUUCGGCCUUGGCAGUCGCAUGACAGAACAAGCGAAGCCGCCGUCAUCAUUCUCGACAGCGAAUGCAUCCUCAGGGCAUCCCGCCUCAUCAUCAACUACAUCUACUCCACCCAUCUCCGGCUUAUCCAUGUCCGUGCCGGAGGCCGCGUCCGCGCCCACGUCCAUAUCAAUUCCCGUGUCGCGAAAAGGGUCGAUGGACGAGUCGGCUAAGUCGGUCAUAAGCCCCUUAGAACCACCUAGUGCACUGGACGUGAUGGCGACGUCAUCCUCGUCCGUGAGCACAUCACCACAACUGCCCGAGUCGCAGUCGAGCCACUCUGUGCCCACGUCACCUAUCGUUGAGGAUCCUGUCGAAUCAACUCGUUCAUCCCCAGCGCUUCGAAGAGUCGGCCACAUACCGAACCGCGCGAUGCGGCAAACGCCCCUCCGAACACUACGUCUUGUGUCGUCGUCCUCUUCGCUUGUGUGGGAAACACAAAGCGCGAAACGAAGCGUUGAUGAAGGCCGUGAUUCUACGCCAUCGUUUCUUGAGGAACCGUACACUGCUGGGUCUCGACCACAAGGCACGCUCAGCCGAACACGCAGUCGUGGACAUGCCAACACGGCUGCUAUGACUUGUGCACCCGCAUCGACGGUCAGUGAGCUACCACGCAGCCGCUCUGUCCCCGGGAAUCGUCUCGCACGCUUCUUAUCCAAACAGAAAGAAGCGGAUCAGGACGGCUCACCUGAGCCUACGGACUCUUCGACCACGAACUUGGCGACACUGCCAUCCUCCGUGUCUUUGACAUCGCUGGACCCAUACUCCACAUCUGUCGCGAAUACGAGCGUGCCGCCUGCUGCGAAUGCCAGGGCCACGAGCGCACAUCGACGGCAGCAUCAUGGCGGGUCUGACCCGACCAUGAUGGGGACGGCAAGAUUGCGACAUGAUCCUACAAAUUCGAAAAGGCAUGUGCGUGAGUAUUCCGAUCAAGCGAAGAGACCGGAUCCUCGGGACAUGCGCAACUGGACGAUACCCGCAGCUCCGAAUGUCGCUGACGCAACAUCCGAUUUAUCCGCAACCACGCAAGAUGUAUUCCAUGUGCCAUCGAAAGGCUCGUCCGUGGCGCCCUUCGAAGGUCCCGUGCUCCGCACGCUUGAUUAUGCUGCGUUGCUUAGCCGCCAAGAGCUCCAGGCCGAGAUGAGCCGGACUGUCGAGGAUUUAUGUACGUGGCUCGACGCGCUCGCCGCUGGGCUCGACGAAGUGCUACAUCCUCCCACGCGUGCCCUCCACCAACAUCCAACACGUGGGCCAUAG
Molecule: messenger RNA, 3726 nt
Organism: Malassezia globosa CBS 7966
Lineage: Eukaryota; Fungi; Basidiomycota; Malasseziomycetes; Malasseziales; Malasseziaceae
Exons: 1
Coding region: 1-3726 (1241 amino acids)
Biological process (GO): protein phosphorylation
Cellular component (GO): cytoplasm
Molecular function (GO): ATP binding; protein serine/threonine kinase activity
Source: RefSeq, a predicted model, not a curated record